This is a messenger RNA of Fusarium odoratissimum NRRL 54006, 1130 nucleotides long. RefSeq lists its product as uncharacterized. The record is from RefSeq and is a predicted model, not a curated record. Lineage: Eukaryota; Fungi; Ascomycota; Sordariomycetes; Hypocreales; Nectriaceae. The transcript has 2 exons. The coding region runs from base 791 to 1129 and encodes 112 amino acids.
CAAUCAUAAGCCAUACUUUCUAUCAUCUCAUCGAGUUCCCCUCAAAUUAUACUCUCACAAUGUGAAAAAUCUAAUAGGAAUUUACGCUGUUCUUUGGGAUGCGAGCGACAUCAUAAAAUGCAGUCGUGUUUGGAAAGGUUUACCCUAGAGCAGCAGUCCUACGAUAAAGAUUUUCGGAUUUCAUGUGAUUUAUCAUAAGAUCUGGACACUCCUGAUAGUAUAGUUAGCUGACCUCGAUUUAGACACCCAGUCUCUAAAUCUUUACAGUCAUGUCUAUAAUUCUUCUUACUGCAAGUAUCUGAUCGACUUUACACUGCGGAAACUGGGCCCAUACGCGUGACAGAGCUCGAGAUGCUGUGUUAUAUCAUUUUCUGACCCGAUUCUGUGGUGUCUGUUUCCAGUUACUUGAAAAAAAGAAACUCUUUAAAUCGUAUGAGGUCGUUUACUCUGCCCCAUCGGAUGAGUGAGUUUACAAAGUUUGCGGGCCGAUGACCAGACUUACAACCAAUGCCGGUUUCGUCCUCUCUGAUGUGGUUUCGAGAUUGACGGAGUUGAAGUCGCGUCUGUGAUUUUCGUCAAGUAAUACUUGCAUAUCAGACGCAUUGACUGUCAAUGUUCCUUGAUACACGAAUGCCGACCCAAAACCGAAGAAUUGCAACCACUGGCUAACUUUUCUGGAGAAUGCAGCUCAUGAGGAGUUGAAUCAUACUAUGCAUGGGCCAAGGACUUAUUCAAGUUAGUCUUAUUGCUGCUUUGCCUCGGUGUUACUUGGAUUUCUAGAUGUACCGGCAUGACUCUGCCCUCGGUUGGGCCAUGUCAGUCCAGAAUAGAUCUACCAUGCCAUAUGAGAAAACUGAAACCAGUCCUGAAGUACAUAAUUUCAUUUCGAAGGUGGUGUGUUAUUUGUGACAGGGUCGUUAUUGAUCUAACCACACGACGUAAAAACGGCGAACUUUCGGGGCAAUAUGAAGCUGAAAAGUGGUAUCGCGAGGUGCUGCCAGAAACGGGAACAAGGAUUCUUAUGCCGAUAUCAACCAGAAGGAGAACCAACGCAUCGAACUCCAGAUUAAGAGGGGUUGGAGAGAGAGAUCAGGCAAUAGAGUUUCGGUUGAAACCCGAAAUGACCUAAG